Ixodes scapularis (black-legged tick) is the source of this 500-nucleotide messenger RNA. RefSeq names its product acanthoscurrin-1-like. Lineage: Eukaryota; Metazoa; Arthropoda; Arachnida; Ixodida; Ixodidae. The record is from RefSeq and is a predicted model, not a curated record. The transcript is spliced from 3 exons. The coding region runs from base 46 to 366 and encodes 106 amino acids.
ACAGUGCAGCAGGAUUGUUUGCAGUAUUCACCGUCCCACUUCACCAUGAAGGCUGUGCUUUCCCUGGCCUUGUUCUGCGUCGCCAUUGCUCUGGCGUCUGCUGGCCUGCACCACGGCGGUCUCGGCCUUGGUCGCGGAGGCUUUGGCGGAGGAUACGGUCUGGGUGGUGGUAACGGUGGCUUUGGAUACGGUGGCCUUGGACAUGGCGGCCUUGGUGGUGGCUACGGCCUCGGUGGCCUCGGAGGUGGAUUCGGGCAUGGCUACGGUGGCAACUACGGAGGAAGCUACGGUGGAAGCUACGGCGGCUCCUACGGCGGUAACUACGGUGGACAGUACGGAGGACACGGCGGUGGAUUUUACGGCUAACCUCUUCCUCUGAGCACUUCUGCACUUUACACAGGAAACCCAUCAGCCAGAAUGAUAUGACCGUACAAGACUUCGACCUAUCCGAACAAAUUAGUUUCAAGAAUAAAAAAAAAAAUGUCUUAAUCCCGCAAAAA